AACCAUGGUAAAGACAGCAAGAACUCCUCGUCCCCUUCGGAAAAGAGCUCCGACGGCAAGCCUCCGAAAUCAAAGGUCCAGCUACAUCACGGGGGAGCCCAUUUAUGAACCAUGCAGCAAAAUUGCCUCCAGAGAUGGAUGUGGGUUGUUAUCCACAGAAAAAUUCCACCAUUUGGGAGGAAGGAGAGGAUGUCCUGUUGAACAUCAAGCCCAUGCAACCCUUAACUAGAGCUUCUCCUUAUGGAUAUGUGCGAGGCCUUGGUCCUAUGUCCUCACCACGUGCUGUGACCACCAGGAUGCAGUCCUCCCUCAGGAUUCAUUCCGACUAUGGUGAAACAGGAAGAUUGAAUUCCUCCAGACAGUUUCUCGCAGCCCUGGACUCUGCUAGGAUGUAUGGUGCGGGUAUGAAAAGAGUGGUUGUCGGGAUGCAACAGCCUCAUCGACACGGAUUACGCUACUGAUGUUGAUUCUUAUGACAUAGGCAUCUGGAUAUUUGAGUGAUGGUGAUAUCCUGCGACCAGGAGUGAUUUCUAGAGCAGACGACAUUGCUAGUGGGUAUUUGAGUGAGGGGAGGAACACCUGUGUAUUCUAGAAAAGCAAUCGCUCGUCGGGAAACGGGACGGGACCCACGAACCAUCAAUGUCUUGCAAGACGACAGGAGCAAACCUCCGACUCAAAAACAUGGAACGAGGUUGGGUUUCGACGACAGCAGCUCUGUGAGCAGUGGAGUGAGUGAUACUUUUCCUGAGUUGAGCACAGACGAUAAUUUGACCGGCUCGUCUGUGAGCUCGGACAACAACGUCUACGGUAGCUUGAAACGGGGACCGCCUUCCCACGCCAAAAACAGUUCUGCCAAAAAUACCGUCGACAAGUGUCGUAAGGCAAGUGAGGAAAACGCCUCGAUGGGGUCGAAGUCGCGCCAGGCGCACGUCAAGAAGACGGACAGCUCGAUGCAGACGGAGACGAGCGCCUUCCACCACGGGCCUUCUUCUUCCUCUUCUUCCUGGAAGAAGUACCUGAUGCAGCAGCAGACGGACAGCCAGUCCGUCAAGUCGGACGGCAGCCGGAGCAGCAAGGGCUCCGGCACCAAGCCCGGGAACUCCAAGAAGGGGCCGGACUCGCACCGGCCGUCCGGCAGCAGCAAGCACAAGCUGUCCGUCGUGCCGGACCUCGAGAGCAACAACAGCAGCAGCAAGCAGAAGCAGCAGUCAUCUAAACUCGGCAGCUGCGAGAAUCUGGACAGGAAGUCCGGCCGCGCGGUUACCAUGGCGACGGCCCCAUCCUGCGGCAGCAAGCGGGUGUCGGCGGCGGGCAGGGCGGCGCGCGGGCCCGACUGCAGCGCCCCCUCGGAGGAGGCGCAGCAGGAGCAGCGCCGCCCCGCGGCCGACGGGGCUCCGCGCAGGGGCGCCAGCAAAGUCAAAGUCUGCGGCAGCACGCAGACGACGGCCGGGGACCUGUACUCUAGCGUGCACUCGGACGGCGAGUACGGCUCGCUGGGGCGCGGGGCCCGCGCCCCGCCGGCCCCCAGGCACUACUUCAUGACGACCCCGGGCCCCGGCACGGGGCUCAAGGAGAGGGUCUACGGCAGCCGAUCGCUGCUCAACGGCUCCCCCACGCCCCUCUCGGAGUACGCGCGAUCGAGGCAGUUGGACAAUUACGCCUCCCUCGACCACGGACCCUACGCCUCCUGGAUGCGGCACUCGCCCAGUUGCGGGACCCCAAUGGCCAGGGGCGGCGGAACCCUCACCGAGGCGGACAGCAUGGAGUCAUUGUCCUCCACUUCUUCCAGCAUCCACGCACAGAUCCAGCAUGCUCGUGCCAACAGCCUGACCCACGCCCGCCUGAUGCUUCACCAGAGGGAGCUCUCAGGCUCUCCACGACUUUCGCGCUCCAACUCCAUCCGCUCCACCAAGUCCGAGAAGUUGGCCUCUUACAUGCUGCAGAGGUCGUCGGACGGUGACCCCUCUCAAGACGGCAGCGCCAUCUACGCCACACCGGGGGUCAGCGCGGCUUUCAUGGCGGCUGCAGCUGCAGCGGCAGCUGCUGCGGGCUCGCAGCCCACGUCACCAAGCUCUGUGCCACAGGGUGGCAGUCGGUAUAACAUGUAUCCCCUUUCUCCUGGUACGACGGGAUCUUCGGUGCCUACGUCAGACAGCUUCUCUGGUCAGCCAAACGGACGGAGUUCCAUGUCGCCCUACAUGACAGGACUCCUCUCCAAGAUGAACAGCAAGGAUGAUGACAUACAUGGUUCUGCAUUGUCUUUGGUGUCCACAAGUUCCUCGAUUUAUUCCACGGCGGAGGAGAAGCAAGCUCACGAGAUAAGGAAGCUAAAGCGGGAACUGGAGCAGGCUCACGAAAAGGUGUCCACACUUACCUCACAGCUCACCACCAACGCCCACAUGGUCGCUGCCUUUGAACAAUCCUUGUCUAAUAUGACGAGCAGACUGCAACAUCUCACUGCCAGUGCUGAACAAAAGGACUCUGAACUUACAGAACUGAGGAAGACCAUUGACGCCCUGAAGCAGCAGAGUGCGGAGGCUGGCCUCACGAAGAUGGCGCUGCAGUCGAUGCAAGCUGUGCAGAGAACUCUCCAAGAACAUAGAAUCUCGAGGCAGUUUUCGACAGAUUCCAUGUCCAGUGUCAAUUCCUGCUCGAGUGCUCAUAGCGGGAAUAGUGGCCAAUCUGGAGAUGCCCUAUCUGAUAAGAAGAAGAAAAAGAAAGGAUGGUUACGUAGUUCCUUCAGCAAGGCCUUCUCCCGGAGUAAGAAAAACAAAAAUGGUUCUGUUUCGGAUGUGGAAGAUGUCAGGCAUUUGCAAUCUGAUUCCUCAACCCCCAAUUCUCCUCUCCUAGGCUCACACAUGAAUGGUGGCAAUUGCCAAACACUCAAACAGUCACAUUCGUCUUCUGCUCUUUAUGAAAAAGAAGAGGAGGACUCCCCCGAAGAAGUGAAAGAUUUGAAGAAGCAGUUGCGAGAGAAAGACAUGAUGCUGACUGACAUCCGGUUGGAUGCUCUGAGCUCUGCCCAUCAGUUAGAAAACCUGAAAGAAACUGUAAAUAAAAUGAGGAGUGAGAUGCUUAGCCUCAAGCAGGACAAUGAGAGGCUGCAGAGGCUUGUCUCAACUAAAUCCCUCACUUCAUCUCACAGUUCCUUGCCGCUGCGAAAUAGUUCCGAGAGCCUGGAGAAGAGGCUCAGCGCUUCCGAACAGUCUGGGCCUCCGAGCAUCGCGGAAAUGUACUUGAAUGAGCCGAGAAGUGAUCAAGAUGGAAAAUUGGUGAAUGUCUCUGUAUAUUUGGGUUGUCACGGAGACAGCUCCUUAUUCCAGAAGCAGGCACCGUCAGAAGUCCUCAUUGGUAGUAUUUCAGUCAGUUCAAAAACAAAGUGGGACCUUUUGGAUAAUCUUGUUAAAAGAACAUUCAAAGAAUAUGUCUUGCGUGUUGACCCCAUUUCAAACUUGGGACUGAAUGCUGAAAGUGUGGUUAGCUAUCAUGUUGGGGAAAUAAUUAGAGCAAAAGACGCUGAUGUUCCUGAACUGUUGCCUUGUGGAUACAUCGUUGGAGACAACAUGCACAUAAAAGUUGUCUUAAAAGGUACUAGGCAGCAUUCUGUAGAUGCCCUUGCAUUUGAAAGCCUGAUACCCAAAUCUAUAGUACAGAGAUACAUAUCCUUACUCACUGAGCACAGGAGAAUCAUUUUGUGUGGACCUAGUGGAACUGGGAAAACAUAUGUUGCUCAAAAACUGGCUGAAUAUUUAGUUUUGAAGAAUGGCAAAGACCUUGCUGCUGGAUCAGUCGCCACCUUCAGUGUAGACCAUAAGUCAGCCAAAGAAUUGAGGCAAUAUCUUUCGAAUGUUGCUGAGCAAUGUGAAACUGGAAAUGCCUCUGACCUACCAACUGUGAUAAUUUUGGAUAACCUACACCAUGUGGGCUCUCUUGGAGAAGUUUUUAACGGAUUUCUUAGUGCCAAAUAUCAAAAGUGCCCCUAUAUCAUUGGCACAAUGAACCAAGCUACAUGCUCAACUACUAAUCUCCAAUUACAUCAUAACUUCAGAUGGGUGCUGUGCGCCAACCACAUGGAGCCAGUGAAGGGCUUCCUGGGCAGGUACCUGAAGCGAAAACUGGUGGAAGAAGAAGUGAGCUCCGGUGUCCGCAAUGUGGAAAUCGCCAAAGUCAUCGACUGGAUGCCCAAAGUGUGGCAGCAUCUCAACAAAUACCUGGAGACGCACAGUUCCUCAGACGUAACAAUAGGUCCAAGAUUGUUCUUGUCAUGUCCGGUUGACUUAUCGAGUUCUCAGGUCUGGUUCACUGAUCUUUGGAAUUACAGCGUCAUCCCUUAUGUACUUGAAGCUGUGCGAGAAGGACUGCAGCUGUAUGGUCGACGUGCUCCCUGGGAAGAUCCCGCAGAGUGGCCGUAUGAGUCCUACCCUUGGCCCGGUGGAGAGCCUCAACUGUUGAGGCUGAGGCCGGAAGACGUGGGCUACGAAGGUCACCCCGGCCCAUCUGCGGGCUCCAAGAAUCACCACGGAAACAAUCCCAACAACGAGGCGGACCCUCUGUUGAACAUGUUAAUGAGACUGCAGGAAGCCGCCAGCUAUUCCAGUCCGCACAGUAAUGACAGCGAUUCCACGAGCCUGGACAGCCAUGGAAGCGGACUCCAUUCUGACGAUAUCCUGGGUUCGGGCCUGGAAUCGACGCUCUGAACUGCAAAAGAUCUCAACCCUUUCUAAGUCACGAGGUGCAUCCUUAUCUGUCACAUUGAUGGGCAAGUUAACAAUGGAUUGAAUUUUACAAUGAAAAACUGAACGCCAGUUGCUGUCCUGCAAGAAAGAAGGUAGCCUUCGAGAUUCAAAACAUUUCGUGUCCUAUCGAUACUGUGCCGAUUCUUUUUAAAUAAAAGGGCUUAAAUGACGAUAUCCAGAACAAAUUUCUCACUAAUUCCACAAAAAUCCAUUUUAGCAAAAUCCAGUUAGUUUCUUUUUAGUAUCAAGGAUCUGGCCUGAGGAAAUUUGAGUCCCUUAAAGGACCCUUUAUAAAAUUCCAACAAGUUUAAAUUGAUCCUUUACAAAAUUUUAAUUGACCUUAUCAAUCUUCAAAAACUUUUCAUUGAUAAAGAAGAGCGCAAAUUAAAACUCUAAUCCAUAUUUAUUUUUUGGUUUACAUUUUGUAAUUUCAACAAAAUUUGAUUUUUAAUUUUUUUUUUUUAAAUUCACAAUAGGGUCC
Messenger RNA from Uloborus diversus, 5217 nucleotides. Its product is annotated as neuron navigator 2-like. The transcript is spliced from 26 exons. NCBI's taxonomy places the organism in Eukaryota, Metazoa, Arthropoda, Arachnida, Araneae, Uloboridae. The record is from RefSeq and is a predicted model, not a curated record. Gene Ontology annotation, molecular function: ATP binding; ATP hydrolysis activity. Bases 903 to 4697 code for a protein of 1264 amino acids. Gene Ontology annotation, biological process: neurogenesis; nervous system development.